AUGGCGGUUCAUUUCUACCGAGAAUUGAACAAUUUAAGCACGGCUGAUUUUCUUGUUGAAAAUAGAAAAAAAAGAGGGAAAUUUUAUCAAGCAGAAAGAAUAAUUUCUAGAAGAACGCGGAAACGAAAGGUUAGCAAGUAAAUAUAGUUUGAUAGUGUUUAAUCUUGUCACAUUGUAACCUAGCUUAAAUUUGGUGUAUAAUUUUGGUGGCUUUAUUAGUUUAUAUUAACGUUUAUUGACUAGAAUUUGUUCCCCUUUAUACAAAUUUUAAGGUUGAAUAUCUUGUAAAGUGGAGCGGCUAUAGUUCCUUGGACAAUAGCUGGGAACCUGAAGAAAAUCUGAAUGCUUUUGCAUUGAGGUAAGAUUGAGUGGUAUUAUUGUGCAAUUGACUGUGCUGGUGUCAUGACAUUCACAUAUAUGUAGUCACAUAGACUGUCUGUGAAGGAUAUUUAAGAGACUGACGUCUUGUUGCAUUUUGUUGUAGAACAUAUUGGAACCCACAACCAACUGCUGAAUUGGUUUCUGCUGGAACUGAUAUGCUGCACACUGCAAUUUUAGACAAUUUAAAAUCUAAAAGUGUGUUGCCAACUGUAGUGAAUUUUAGGCAUGAUGUUUUUAGAUAUCUGUUUAAAGACAGGGGUGUGGAGAGUGAGGAUGGAAGGCAUCUUUUACUUAAUAGAGAUGAUUUUAGUAGGUGCAAGCUACCUCAAGAGUGGGAUCAGCUUUUGGACAGAUUGGGUAAUGGGACAAAGGUGGAAUUCCCUGUGAAAGCAAAGCUGUUUCUUUCGCAGAGCCCCAAAACCCACAAGGUUAUUGGUGGGAAAAUUGUGUUAAUGCAAAGGUAUCAAAUAGAAAAACUUUCUAUCAACUGCAAAAAACAACCAUUUUCUGUUAA
Paramuricea clavata is the source of this 895-nucleotide messenger RNA. The record is from the annotation of a GenBank genome assembly. Lineage: Eukaryota; Metazoa; Cnidaria; Anthozoa; Malacalcyonacea; Plexauridae.